GAAGAAGAAAAAUAGAGAAAAAAGUAAACAGCCUGUGAGGAUCAGAAGGAAAGUCGGAUAAUAAGAGUGAUUAUUUAUAAGCCGGAGGAACGUGGCUGGUAAAGCAGAUCUCUGAUUAUUGGAUACUUGAGUUCGCUGUUCAGUUAGCCACUGGAUACGACAAAGCGUGUGCACUUUGAACUGUGCGCGAGAGAGAUUUCGGUAGGUAACACCCACCGCCCUAACAAACGCAGCAUCAGAAACAGCAUUAUUCAAAUCGACAACAACAGAAGCAGCUAUCUAUAGAAGGAAUUAACCAUGCCUGCGGAAAACCACUUUGCGACUGGCGGCCUAGCACCACCCGAGUCGCAAUUGCAACUAGCCAGUGCAGAGCCACCGGCUGCGGUUGAGUCCUGCCUGCACCACUUGAUUGACAGGCGCUGUGAAGACCGGCCCGAUGCGCCCGCAGUGUGCGCCUGGAAUGGCGAUUUUACCUAUGGGCAACUCGGCACCUUAGCCAGGCUGUUUGGUGCGUUACUAGCUGCCGGAGGUGUUGGGCCGGAGGUGUUCGUGCCUAUUUACUUCGAAAAGUCGCGUUGGACGAUUGUUGCGAUAUUAGGUGUUUUGCAGGCCGGAGGCGCAUUCUGGAUGUGCCGAACAGUGAAUGCGCAUUUGGUGGUAGCCUCAUCGCACAAUGCGACAAAGGCCAGCAGUCUCGCCCCUAGGGUGGUAGUGCUGGAUGACAAACAACAACCAGACUAUACCAAGGUGUCACCUGAGACAGCGAGUCGUGUAAAAUCGAACAACGCCGCAUACGUGAUAUUUACGUCCGGAAGCACCGGGACUCCCAAAGGCGCAGUGAUAGAACAUCGGUCGAUUUCAUCAUCGAGUGUCGCACAUGGUCCCAGAGUAAAUAUUACCUCUGCGUCGAGAGCAUUGCAAUUUGCUUCUUACGCCUUCGAUGCCUGCCUGCUGGAGAGCCUGACUGUGCUGGUACACGGAGGAUGUGUUUGUAUUCCAUCGGAGACGGAGCGACGAAGCGACCUGACCGGCGCGAUAGCCCGUCUGCGAGUCAAUUGGGCUUCGAUUACGCCGUCCAUGGCUCACUCGAUGGAGCCAGAGACACUGCCAUCACUCGAAACACUUGUUUUGAUAGGUGAAGCAAUGAGCAAGGAGGAUAUCAAGCAAUGGGCCUCACACGUGCAGUUAUUCAAUGGCUAUGGCCCAACCGAGUGCACCAUUUUAGCCUGCACUCAUGCCAUGUCAGAGGCGGAGGAUCUUCCGAUCAAGAUUGGACACGCAGUGGGCGGUAGCUGCUGGAUUGUGGACGAGAAUGAUAUCGAGCGCGUUCGUGCAGUUGGUCAAGCAGGCGAGCUCCUGAUUGAAGGGCCGAUUGUCGGCCGAGGAUAUAUAGGAGACCCGAGCAAGACUGCUGCCGCCUUCGUCGACCGCCCCGAAUGGCUGAGGAAGAUAUGGCCGGACGCCCAUGGUAAAGUAUACAAGACCGGCGAUCUAGCCCGCUGCUUCCCGGAUGGAACUAUCGAAUGCUUAGGCCGCAAGGACAGUCAGUUGAAGGUACAUGGACAACGAAUGGAGGCCGCCGAGAUCGAAUACCACCUGCGUCGACAUCUGGGUAAUAUGGACGUCGCUGUGGAGGUGGUCAAACCGAGAGAUGACGCUGAAUCGCCAAUUCUAGCCGCCUUUGUUGUUCAGGAGCCCAAAGCCCUCGGCGAUACUCAAAAGUCCAACCUCGAGGCUCACCUCACCAUGCAGAAUGAGGAUUUUGGUGUACUAGCGCAUACAGUGAAGGGUAAAUUGCGACAGGCCCUGCCUUCAUACAUGGUCCCCACAGCCGUUUUAACGCUGUCCCGCAUGCCUUUGAGUACAAGUGGAAAAUUAGACCGCCGGAGCCUGCGCGAACUCGGAGGUUCGCGAUCCCGCAGAGAGCUGCAGAAGUUGAGCUUUGCGGCGACGAUCAAGGCGCCACCGAGAGAUCGCAUGGAGGAAUCAAUCCAAGGGCUGUGGGCUGAGGUUCUCCACUUGCCCGUGGAAUCUAUCGGUGUUGAAGAUAGUUUCUGGAGCCUGGGAGGAAGCUCUAUCCGCGCAAUGAAGCUGGCCGGGGUCGCUCGCCAGCGCGGACUGAAACUGAUGGUUGAAGACAUCUGGGGUGCCGGCACGCUGGAGGAAAUGGCGGCAAAUGCGAGUACCAAGGAUGUGUCAGCAAAGGAAGUGCCUGUCUUUGCCCUCUGCGAGAAUCAAAACGAACGGAUGGAGCUGAUGAAUACCUUAAGCGAGUAUGGGAUUAAGCAGGACGACAUCGAGGACAUUUAUCCUUGUACCCGGCUGCAGGAAGGCCUUUUUUCGUUGACAGCCAAAUCAUUCGGGGCGUAUACCAUGUCAAUGGAAUUUGAGCUCCCGGGCAACAUCAAUAUCGAUCGAUUCCGUCGGGCUUGGGAAACGACAGUCGAGGCCAACCCAAUCCUGCGCACGCGAAUUGUGCCCGGAAAUGCUGCAACUCUUUGGCAGGCUGUCAUUCGGGAUAUCAUUCCAUGGGACUCCCGAGACCCGGCCGAUGAAAUCCCAACACAUUGGAAGAAUUGGCACCUAGGGCAAAGGUUGAUCCGACUGGCCUUGAGUAACUCCACAAACUCAGGUGCUCCUCACCUAUUCACGCUCGUGAUUCACCACGCCUUGACCGACGGCUGGGGCCUCCCCUUGGUGCUGCAGCAGGUGGAAGCUGCCUACAAAGGCCAGAGCUUGACUUCAAGACCGUUCAGUCCCUUUGUCCAAUACUUGACACGUGGAGACCAAGCAGAUUUGGAUCGACACUGGAAAGAGAACUUAGUGAAUUUGAACGCGGCCAUCUUUCCCAAAUUGCCGUCGCCCGGCUACACUCCGAAGCCGACGACGACAACGACGUGUACUAUACCGAUGCAAUCCGGCACAGACAUGGGAUAUAUUACACUGGCUGCUCGACUCAAGUUGGCAUGGGGUAUUCUCCUCUCCCAUUAUACUGAUAGCUGGGAUGUACUAUUUGGGGUAACUGUUGCUGGCCGUGGUGCGCCAGUAGAAGGAAUAGAAUCCAUGACUGGGCCCACUAUUGCCACCAUUCCCCUGAGGCUACUGCUCGAGCCGCAGGCAACAGUUAUCGAGACCUUGGAGAAAAUCCACACACACUCGCUUCAGACUAUGUCCGUGGAGCAAGCCGGGCUUCAGCGCAUCAGCCGCUUAGGCGCCGAGCCUGCCGCAGCCUGCCAGUUCCAAAGUCUCCUAGUCAUCCAGCCGGAUGAAAGCGACAACGAGAGGCCGCCCAUGUUUGCCAAAUGUUGCGAAAUUACCCAGCAAGCGGAAAACUGCUCCCAUGGUGUCACAGUAGUCGCUAAGCCAUCGUCAACUUCGGUGGAGCUGAGCAUCACCUAUGACCCGCUGAUGAUCACCGACGUGCAGAUGACGCGACUUACACAUCAAUUCGAGCAUAUCCACCACCAAAUUCAGCGGGCCCCCACCGUUCGAUUGCAAGAGAUUGGAAGCGUCAGUGCAUCCGACAUGGCGGAGUUGCGGAAAUGGAAUGGUCGAGCUCCUAGACAAGUCGAGGAGUGCGCACAUGAGCUUAUCUAUCAGCGGACACUAAUCCAGCCUGAAGCAUCGGCUGUGUGUGCAUGGGAUGGGGGGUUCUCAUAUCAAGAACUUGAAGACCAUGCUUCGAAUCUAGCCAGGCACCUAUCGGCCCGUGGUGUAGGUGCGGAGGUAUUUGUUCCAUUGUAUUUCGAGAAAUCGCGAUGGACCACCGUCGCGAUGUUAGCGGUGCUGAAAGCUGGUGGUGCGUUCGUCUUACUCGAUGCGUCUCAUCCGUUGGACCGACUGCAAAAUAUCUGUCGCGAUACAAGAGGGUCCCUUGUGAUUUGCUCGGAGGCCAAAGCCUCUUUUGCGAGCGAACUGGGCCUAUCUGAGAUUGUCAUUCUCGGCCCUAAUCAAGUUCAGUUUCUGGAAAGGGGACCUGCCAUGGAACCCUGUAACGUCAUGCCGAGCAAUGCGAUGUAUGUGGUGUUUACGUCGGGAUCAACGGGCAAACCUAAAGGGGCCGUUAUCACACAUGGUGGCUGGUGCACUAUUGUGCAGGCAAACUACCCCAAAGCAGGCCUUGGACAAGGGUCCCGGGUUUUGCAGUUCGCUGCAUAUGCCUUUGACAUGAGUGUGUGGGACAAUCUCGUGACGCUAGUAGCAGGUGGCUGCGUAUGCGUGCCAUCCGACCAAGACCGCCUGUCAAACCUCACAGGCGCUAUUGCUGCACUCAGGGCCAAUUGGGCCACGAUCACGCCGUCAAUCGCACGCAUCCUAAGCCCACAGACCUCCCCCACUCUAAAGCAUCUCGCUCUAGGUGGGGAGCCCAUGACGGCAGCUGAUGUCCAGAAAUGGUCACCGUACCUGCACCUCAUGAACUCAUAUGGCCCCGCCGAAUGUGCGAUGCAGGUAUCUUUGAAGGAGAACCUGUUAGAUCCCAGCCAAUCGACAAACAUUGGUACGUUUCACGGUGCUGUCGGAUGGGUUGUUGACCCACAAAAUGCGGGACGCCUGCGCCCCAUCGGUGCUGUGGGAGAGCUGCUGAUAGAGGGUCCGAGUAUUGCGCGAGAAUACCUGGACAACCCACAAAGAACAGCUGAGGCAUUUCUGGAGAAUCCUCCGUGGAUGCACGAAUUCCGGGACGAAGCAUGUCGUUUAUACAAGACCGGAGAUCUCGUGCAGUACACAGCCGACGGAGAGUUAGUAAUUGUCGGACGCAAAGACACACAGGUGAAGCUACGUGGACAGCGAGUAGAGAUGGGAGAGGUUGAGUAUCACCUACGCCGAUCUUUUCCGGAUGCCCAAGGCGUAGUUACAGACCUCCUUUACCCACACGACGGGCGAGCUGCUCUCCUGGCUGGGUUCGUCUUGCGCACCCCGAUCCUAGGUCACACCAACCUUAUUGCGGACAGCGAUGCCAAUUUCCGCAAAGAAGCCGGCCUUGCGCUUUCUGCAAUGAGCCAGGCUCUUCCGCCAUAUAUGGUUCCGGCCGUUUUGAUACCUCUAAACCGCCUGCCCCUGUCACCAACGGGGAAAGUUAAUCGGCGCGAACUGUGCUCGCAGGCGGCGUUAUUAUCCCGUGAACAGCUUGAGCAACUCAUAAUGGAAGGGAAGACCGACAUCCGAGACCCAGAGACCCACACACAGUGCGAAUUACGGCGGCUUUAUGCAGAUGUUCUGUCGAUCCCCGAGGACAAGAUUGGGAUUGAGGACGACUUCUUUCGACGGGGAGGCGAUUCACUAUCGGCCAUAAAAUUGGUCGCUGGUGCUCAGAAAUUGGGCUAUGCUUUUACCGUGGCUGAUGUUUUUACCAGGCCCCGAAUAGUCGAUCUGGUGGCGGGGAUGAGCAUCGUUAAUGGGGCACCCUCCGAUGACAUUGUACCACUCAGUCUUGUGCCAUCGCUGGAAGUGCAGGAACAGGUUGUAUCAUCCCUGCUGGCCCAGAGCGAUCUCACCCGAGAUCAGAUCGAAGAUGUGUAUCCGACCACGCCGAUGCAAGAAGGCCUGAUGGCACUAAGUUUGAAAUCACCUGGGAAAUACGUGGCAACAUUCGUGUAUGACCUGGAGGAAGGAAUCAAUCUGAACCAGUUGAGAGAAGCCGUUAACAGCACUGUCUCAGCGAAUCCCAUUUUGCGUACACGACUCACUCAGACCCCCGAGGGUACCUUCCAGGUCGUGAUCCGAGAAGCUGCUCGGUGGAUGAUCCACGCCACGCAACAGGAGUGCGAUGAGGCCCGCGCGCAAAUCCCCGUUAUGGGUCCAAACAAACAGCUACUGCGUCUGGACUUGAUAACUGACCGUCCACAGCUCGUGGUCACCAUUCACCAUGCGCUGUAUGAUGGCUGGUCUCUUCCUCUUCUCUGGGAUCAGAUCGAAGCAGCAUACCGUGGACAUGCUCUACAGCCCCGGCCAUUUUCACCCUUCAUCCGCUUUCUGCAGCGAGAAAGUGACGCGACCUCGUUCUGGCAAUCCCAAUUUGAAGGGCUGGAUGCGGGCGUUUUCCCGCCUCUUCCAUCCUCAACCUACCAACCUAAGCCAAGUCAUGCAAUCCAUCGACUUCUCCCAAUGCCACCAUACAUCCACACGGAUGUAAUGAUGACGACCGCAAUCCAGCUCGCAUGGGCAGUCAUCAUGUCCUACUACACGGACUCCAACGACGUUGUAUUUGGCCUCACGCUCAGUGGACGAAACGCACCUGUUGUCGGUAUUGAUGAAUUCACGGGGCCGACGCUUACUGCAGUACCAUUCCGCACCAAAUUGCAUCUGGACCGGCCCAUUCAGCAAGUGCUACGUGAAAUCAAGAACAGGCUGACUGCCAUGAUGCCUUAUGAACAAACGGGUCUGCGUGAUAUUCGGUCUGUCAGCGAGGAUGCUGUCAAAGCCAGUGAAUUUCAGAGCCAGUUGGGGAUUCAACCACCUGGCCUAUCCAGGAGCGGCACCUUAGCUACCGAAGUGGAAGGGAAUGCCGAAGGAUAUGGAGACUUCACGAGCUAUGGCAUUGUCAUGGUAUGCCACCUGGCUGCAGAGAAGGAACAGCCGCUAGAUGUCAUCGCCCAGUACGACCCGAACAUGUUAGACCCGUCCCAGGCCAAUCGAAUCGUGGUGCAAUUUGAACAUGUUCUUGUUCAGAUCCUGUCCUGUCCCGACAUGCGGAUUGGCGAUAUCUCACCAGUCAGUGGAGAGGAUUGGCGUCAACUGGAGCGCUGGAAUGCCAAGCUUCCACCAUCAUCUGAGCAGUGUCUGCAUGACUUAGUCUUGGAUCACAGCCUCUCGCGCCCGGACACACCAGCAAUCUCAGCUUGGGACGGGGAACUAACCUUCCGAGAGCUGGGCUCUUUGUCCCAGGAGUUUGCGUUAGCCCUUAGAAGCAAAGGUCUUCAGCAGGGCACAAUCGUUCCCUUGUGUAUGACCAGGUCCAGAUGGUGUAUUUUGAGCAUGAUGGCUGUUCUCCGUUCUGGGGCGACCCUCGUCUGCAUGGAUCCUACGCUACCGGCGGAGCGGCUGCAGAAUAUUUUGGAUCAAACUCAGCCACAGAUUGUCAUUGCCUCCCACGACACGAAGUACAAGUUUGAUGGAAGUCCUGUCACGGUGGUCACUUUCCCGUCUGCGGAUCAAAGCGCGAUCCCGGACUUGGCAUCCGAUCCAGAGCCGGUCAUAGACCCUAGCACCCCUGCAUUCAUUGUUUUCACAUCGGGGUCGACUGGGCAGCCGAAGGGGAUAGUGAUGGAGCAUCGAAACCUCUCGACAAGCAUCCAAGCUCACUCCGCCUCGCUCGGUGUAUCGCGGGACAGUCGUGUACUUCAUUUUGCGUCUUACGCCUUUGAUGCCAGCAUCUACGAGGUUUUCACCACUUUGGCAACUGGAGGAUGCCUGUGCAUUCCGUCUGAGUCGGAUAGAAUGAAUGCCAUUGAGGAAUUCAUCAAGGAUAAACAGGUCGACGUGGCUAUCCUAGCCCCCUCGGUACUAGCGACGCUAGACCCCGAUCAGGUGCCCAGCGUGAGAACAGUCACAGUCGGAGGCGAAGCGCUCACACGGCACGUUGCCGGCCACUGGGCGUCACGAGUGACACUGAUAAACGGUUACGGACCAGCCGAAACCACCAUCUGUGCGGCUGGCCGAGUUGAAGCCAGCUGGAAACCCGGGACCAUUGGGCCCAUGUUGGGGGGCGUGGCAUGGGUGACUGUGCCAACAGAUCCGCAGCGAUUAGCCCCACUGGGUGCGAUAGGGGAACUAAUUAUCGAAGGCCCUGUGGUGACUAGAGGGUACCUGAACCGUCCCGACUUGACUAGGGAGGGAUAUAUCGACGCCCCAGAGUGGCUGGUUCGGUGGCGAAAUGGCAAGCCCGGCCGUGUGUAUAGAUCAGGCGAUCUGGUUGAGCUGAAUACCGAAGGAGCCAUUCGCUUCGUUGGCCGCAAAGAUACCCAAGUGAAACUACGCGGGCAGCGUAUUGAGCUGGCAGAAGUCGAAUACCAUGUGAACCGCUGGACGGCAAGCGAAGAUGUGAUUGUCGACAUUGCGGCAGUAGACGGAUCAUCGAUAUUGUUCGCCUGCAUGGUUGAUCGUCUUUCAGAACAAAAGUCCGUGGCAACCGGGUUAUUGCUCCCCCCAACGCAAGGGUUCCUGAAUACUGUUCAGGCCGCUGAGGCAGCGGUGCGUGGGUCCGUUCCAGCGUAUAUGGUCCCUGCGGUCUUUCUGCCUGUUGCCAAUAUUCCCCGAACUGCCGGGGGCAAGGUAGAUCGUCGUUGCCUUCGUGACGCUGUCGCAGGCCUGUCACCUGCAGACCUUCAAAUGUACAAGGCGGGAUCGCGCCACGAGCACCGACCACCAUCCAACGCACGAGAAGAGGCUAUUCGGUGUGUUCUGGCGCGCGUCUUGAAUAAAGAUCCAGAUGUGAUCGGAAUGGAUGACAGUUUCUUCCAUCUUGGAGGGGACUCCAUCACCGCCAUGCGGAUGAUAUCACAGUUAAGACGCGUCGGCAUCACCACCACCGUGGAGGACAUUUUCAAACAGGGCACAAUCGGCAAACUAGCUCCGACGGUUAGCGACAAUAGUAAUGCUCCCUCCCAUUCCUCGGGUGAUGCCACUUUGAACAUGUCUUUCCGCCUUUCCCCUAUCCAACAGCUAUUCUUUGAUCGUACCCGGACGCAGGUUAACCAUUUCGACCACGGUUUCAUGUUUGAGCUACAGAAAACCGUUUCAUCAGAUCAGGUAAAUGAGGCCGUCAGAUGGAUCGUAAAGAUUCACGGUAUGCUCCGGGCACGCUUUUCCAGUGAUGAUACAGGAACAUGGCACCAAACGAUUACCACGGACGUGGACACGUCCUACCGAUAUAGGACGCACCAGAAAACAUCAUGCGCAGAGGCUGAAGUCAUUUUCAAGAACAGCCAGGAAACCCUUCAGAUUCAACAUGGUCCCCUGAUCGCCGUUGACCUGAUAAACAUGAACGGGGGCAAGCAAUGGCUAUCAUUGAUCGCCCAUCGCCUGGUGGCCGAUAUGAGAUCGUCACAGGUUAUUAUGCACCAAUUGGAGCAGCUACUAACGUCCCUGCCUGUCUCCCCGCCCCCCAGUAUACAAUACCCAACGUGGUGCCAAUUUCUAGACCAGUAUACUGCUGCCAAUCCAGAAGUCAUGGGCCAGGAAGCUCCCGAGGCUCAGAUGGACUAUUGGGAACUGACCAACGCGGGCAAUGUGAACGCAGACGCCGAUGAAUAUGGGAUCUUCUUUAACGAGGAGGAUACCAUGCGUUUGCUCGGGCAGGCUAAUGAGAGUUUUCAAACACGGCCGGGCGAGAUUAUCCACGCGGCACUAAUAUUUGCGUUUGCCAAAUCUUUUCCAGACAGAUCUACACCGGUUUUCUUCGUUCAAGACCAUGAUCGGGACCCCUGGGCUGAAGACCUUGACGUGACUGGAACCGUUGGGGUCCUGGAUAGUAUUUACCCUUGCGACGUCCAGGUCGACAGCAAUCACAGCUUGACAGACGUCGUGCGCUGCACGAAGGACACUCGACGCGACGUUCAGCUCAAUGGGCGGUUCUUUUUAUCUGCGCAGCAUCAUCAAAUAAUCAACAUGGAGGUUGUUUUCAACUACCGUGACAAUCACCCGCAUAUGGAAAAACCUGGCUCUCUGUUCGGGCGUGCUCAUAUGCCCUCUUCAGCACUGCUGAACAAGGGUCCUAAGUUGGUUCGCUUUGCCCCAAUUGAGAUCCUUGCCGAAGUGGUGAACGCUCAAUUGCGGGUUCAUUUUAAAUAUAGCCGGUCCAUGAAGAAGGCACCGGCGAUACUCGGAUGGGCAGAUCAGUCACUCGCGGUACUCUCCAGCCUCGCACGCCAAUUGCCGACUCUGACUCGUCAGAUUACGCGGUCUGACCUCCCGCUGCUGCACCUGAAAGACGAACAAUUUGAACGGUUCCGAACGCAAACCAUAGACCCUCUCGCCCGGACAGGACAUGUCGUGGUGGAUGCGUAUCCCUGCUCACCCAUUCAACACGGCAUGUUGGUCAGCCAGGCCAAAAAAGCGAACGAUUAUGUAAACCGCGCCGUCUUCACCGUCCAGAGUCGGCAGGGAGAACCAGUCGACGUUAAUCGACUCGCGGACGCGUGGCAGAAGGUUGUCCAAAAACACCCAAUUCUGCGGACGAUCUUCGUAGACAGCCCUCGCGGUGAUGGUACCGUGGACCAGGUUGUUCUCGACAGCGUUCAACUUGAUGUCAUCAGCCAUGUUUCAGCGAAGACAGAUGAUCCACUACAAGAAUUAUGUCACCACCAGAGUGCCCCUUUCCCCGUCCUUUGCCCACCACAUCGACUGACAGUUUGUCAGUCGGCCACAGGUACUGUUGCCUGCUGCUGGGAGGUACACCAUGCGCUGGUGGAUGGCAUCUCCUCUGCUGUGGUGUUUCGCGACCUUCUGCAGGCAUAUGAUGGCUUCUGGUCUCCUGACUCGGACCGGGUGUACAGAGACUAUAUGGCUCACCUACAACGACAGUCACCUACCCCAUGUCAGCAGUACUGGGACGAAUACACGGAAAACCUCCAUCCAUGCUUCUUCCCGAAACUGGAUAUUGAUGAUGAGCACGGCCUGGAUACUCACCCCGCCCAUUUUACUCGCUCUCUGGCUGGGGCUCCGGCCCUUCAUGCUUUCUGCCAGCUUCACGAGCUCACCAUGGCCACGGUCUUCCAAAUCGCCUGGGGAUUAGUGCUUCGGGCGUAUACCAAAUCUGACGACGUGUGCUAUGGAUAUAUGACUUCUGGUCGAGACACUCCAAUUCAGGGCAUCGAGGACGCUGUGGGGCCGUUCAUUAACUUGCUGGUACGGCGGGUGAACUUUCAUGAGAGCCAAAGUGCCAUCGCAACGUUACGACAAUCACAGGAGGACUUCACACAGUGUCUGCCGUACCAGUACUGGCCGCUAGCUGCAAUUACCCAUCGUCAUGGCAGUCUGCUCUUCAAUUCCGUCAUGUCGGUUCACAGUGGCAUGCCACACCAUCUCGUUCCAGAUUCUUCCUUGAUCUUCCACGAGCAGGGAGGGCAUAAUGCAACAGAGUAUGAUCUGGCCUUGCAUAUCGAAACAGGGAAAGAUCAUGUCGACGUGGUUUUGGAUUAUAGCCAGAUGCUGCUUACCGAAUCCCAGGCGUCGUUCGUCCUCGAUGCAUUUGAACAGGCAGUGCAGGGGCUCAUCACUCAGAGCAAGGAACCGGUCAAGUCGGUGUGUCUCCUGGGAGGCGACUCCCGCAAGGCUGUGUGGGAAUGGAACCGGGAGUAUCCCAACCCGGUGGAGCGAUGCGUGGGCGAUAUGAUUCUUGAUCAUUCUCGCAUAAAACCAGAGACCCCAGCCGUCUGCGCCUGGGAUGGCAAUUUCACCUACGCAGAACUAGCAGCCCACUCAGCGAAUUUGAGCAAUCGACUCCAGACAUUGCAUGGAGUGGUCCCGGAGACCUUUGUUCCGAUAUACGCGGUCAAGUCUCGUUGGGUUGCUGUAGCAAUCACGGCGGUGAUCCGAUCAGGUGGCGCCUUCAUUCUGCUAGAUCCCAGUCACCCCUUGGAACGCUUACGUACCAUUUGCACAAAUAGUCGGGCAACCUUGGUACUAUCUCGGCCUCAGGAGAAGGAGAUAGCCGCUAAACUGAUGGACCGCGUGGUUACUUACGGGGAAGAGAAGCCCGACACGGAAGGCACCAAAGAGGUCGAUGGUUGUCGAGCGAAUGCGGUCCAGUUAACCCCAGAUAACACGCUGUACGGUAUCUUCACGUCCGGCUCAACAGGACAGCCAAAGGGGGUGAUCAUCCAGCAUCGUGCCUUCGCCACGAGUGCCGUCACACAAGCGGGGACUUUGCGCAUCGGACCACAGUCGCGUGUGCUGCAAUUUGCAUCAUUCGCGUUUGAUGUUGCGGUGGGCGAAAUACUUACAACCUUGAUUCAGGGCGGCUGCUUGUGUAUCCCCUCGGAGGAACAGCGGCAACAGGCAUUGCCCCGUGCCGCAUACGAGUUGCAGGCGAACUGGGCCUUCUUCACUCCAUCUGUGGCACGCGUCUUGCGUCCUACCGAUUUCCCAACGCUGCGUUGUUUGGUCUUAGCAGGCGAAGCGGUAGGGAACAAGGAGAUACAGAUGUGGUCCCCCAGAUUGCACUUGAUCCUUGGUUAUGGUCCAUCGGAAUGCGCCGUCUGGUGUUCUGGGACUGUCGACAAAUGCCAUCCCGAGACAGAUGAACGCAGCUUGGGUCGCUGGUUUGGCUGCCGCAUCUGGAUCGUAGACCAGGACGACCCAGACGUUCUCGUUCCCCUCGGUGCCGCGGGUGAGCUGGUGAUUGAUGGUCCCAUCAUCGGACGAGGAUAUCUGAACGACCCGGUCACCACCAAUGCCGCUUUUCUAGACGGUCCCCGAGCAUGGGGUGAAACACAGAGUGGCCGUAUAUACAGAACAGGGGAUUUGGCACGAUAUAAAGCAGAUGGUACACUGCAGUUCGUCGCCCGCAAGGACCUCCAGGUCAAGCUUCGUGGGCAGCGAUUCGAGUUGGCGGACGUAGAACAUAAUCUUCGACAGGUAUUUGACGACACCCAUGACACCUUUGCCGAGGUGACUACCACAUCCAACAACACAAAGCUCCUGGUGGCAUUUGUUUAUGCAUCAUCGGCAUCCCACUCUGCCGAGUCCGACAAAGAGGGCCUGCUUGGGGCACCCACCAGAGAAUUUCGCACGGCCACUGAAGCCGCCGAGGCGCAGCUGCGCACAAAGAUGCCGGGAUAUAUGGUUCCAACGCUGUUUCUCCCAUUGCAGGGGGUGCCAUUGACAAACAAUGGCAAGCUGGACCGCCGUCAAUUGCGAAACGCAGUGACCAGUCUAUCCCUGGAUGACGUGCAGGCUUACUCUGCUCCUGUCACUGCUCGCACCCAGCCGUCCACCCCGGCGGAACGACAGCUACAGAAAAUCUGGUCGGAGGUAUUGGUGCGCCCUGCGGAAACGAUUGGGGUAGAAGACAAUUUCUUCCGCCUCGGUGGGGACUCGCUUCGCGCCAUGACUCUAAUCCCCGGCGCUCGAGAAGCGGGCUAUACUAUCACCAUGGCGGACGUGUUCAACAAUCCCAGACUCAGUGACUUGGCCAAAAUUGCGCGACAAGUCGCUGGCGAAACAACGGCCCCGCUGGAGCCAUUCGCACUCAUUGCAGAUUCCACGGAUCUGAUUGACAUCGCGGCACAACGUUGCGGUGCAUCUCCGGGUCAGAUCGAGGAUAUUUACCCAUGCACGCCCUUGCAGGAAGGUCUCAUGGCCUUAUCAACCAAGUCUGCCGACCGCUACAAGGUCACUUUCCGGUACCAACUUGAUUCCCAAGUCAACCUCGAGCAGUUCCAGUCCGCCUGGAUCGCCAUUGCUGCGCUCAACCCGAUCCUUCGUACCCGCAUGAUACAAUCAGACUACCAUCCUGGCACGUUUCAGGUAGUUCUGGUCGAAUCGCCCCAUUUCUACCAGUUUGACAACCCAGGGGCGUACGAGGAACACAUCCAGGACUGUGAGAUGGUACUUGGACGGCAAUUAGCAGACUUCUCCCUGAUAAAGUCGGCAUAUACUGGCCGCGUGCAGUUCUGUUUGACCUUACAUCACUCCCUGUAUGAUGGAUGGACAAUUCCGUCUCUCUGGGACCAAGUCCAUACCUACUACAGCGUUUCCCAUAUGCCGCAGCUGCCGUGCCCAUUCAAUCGAUUCAUCGAUUAUGUCCAGCGUCAGUCAGAAUCUGCGGCUGAGUAUUGGCGUAGUGAAUUCUCCGAACUUUCCGCCUCAAUUUGGCCUGCUCUACCCUCGGCCCGCCAUACGCCAAUGGCUAAUGCCUCCCUACACCACACAAUCACUGGCCUCCAGCUCGACGGUGGCUCGGGAUAUACUGCCACAACUCUUAUCCAACUGGCCUGGGCCAUGGUGAUGUCCUGCCAGACCGACUCUGACGACGUGGUAUACGGAGUCACUUUGAAUGGCCGCAGCGCACCGCUGGUGGGCAUCGAGGAAAUGGCCGGACCCACCAUUGCCAGUUUCCCGUUGCGUGUCCGGUUGGGCCUCGACUCUGACACAGUAGAAGACGCAUUAUCUGCAAUCCAACAACAGGGUGCAAAGCGGAUACCCUACCAGCAAUUCGGGCUCCAAAACAUCCGAAAUCUAAGCUCCGAGGCCGGCCAGGCAUGUCAGUUUCAAUCUCAACUGGGCAUCCAGCCCGCGUCAACUGCGUCGCAGAAAGCCGGCGGUCUCGUCGAGGAGCUCCACAGUGAGCAUGGCGAUUACGCCGCGUUUGCCGAGUACGCUUUCGUAAUAAUCUGCCAUUUGGACGACACCGACACAUCCUCCAUCCAGGUGGUCGUGAAUUACGACCCCCAGGUAGUUUCAUCUAUGACAGCGAGCAGAAUCCUAGGACAGUUCUCCCACCUGCUUCAGGAGCUGCCUAGGAACUUGGAAACCCCGCUGAACCAGAUUGACGCCCUUAGCCCCGACGACCGGCAUCAGCUAUCCAGCUGGAACCGCAAACUCCCAUCGCCAUUGUCCGCCUGUUUGCACGAUCUGGUUAUUUCCCGUGCCAUCGCAGCUCCUGGUGCUCCAGCCAUCUCCGCAUGGGAUGGCAAUCUCACCUACGAACAAUUGAUCGCUGUCUCGGGACAGCUGGCGGGUCAAUUACGCCUGUUCGGGGUGCAGCGUGGCAGUCUGGUCCCGGUUUGCUUCGAGAAAUCCAAAUGGGCGGCGAUCACCAUGCUGGCGGUUCUCCGAGCCGGCGGUGCAUGCGUUCCCUUGGAUCCCGGUCAUCCCGCCGACCAUAUUGAGAAGAUUAUUCGCCGUGCGAAUGCUAAGGUUGUUUUGACGUCCCCAGAGACCCGCCUGCGAAUCCCUGCAGAUUGUGGUGCCACAGUCACAGCGAUUCCUCUGCAGGGGCUAGCAGCCCACGCGACCGCAGAACCUUGGCCGCAGCCCUCUCCCAACGAUGCUUCAUUCGUUAUCUUCACGUCUGGCAGCACAGGUGAGCCUAAAGGAAUCCUGAUGGAGCACGUGAACCUCUGCACGAGUAUCCGAGACCAUAGCCCACCGAUGUUGAUCAGCCCAUCGACCCGUGCGCUUCAUUUUGCUUCGUACGCCUUUGACGCCAGCAUCUAUGAGCUGUUCUCAAUGCUAUGUAACGGCGCUUGCGUUUGCAUUCCCUCGGAUUCGGACCGCCUCAGUAAUCUGGCGGCCUUCAUCCGCGACGCAAAGGUUAAUUACGCCAUCUUUACUCCGUCGAUCUUGAACCGGCUGCUCCGACCAGAGCUGGUGCCUAGUCUUCGGACCGUUACUUUCGGGGGUGAGGCGGUGACUCAGGAUGUCGUUGACACCUGGGCGCCCCAUGUGACGUUGAUCAAUGGAUAUGGGCCCGCAGAAGCAACGAUUUGCGCCGCUGGCCCUAUUGAUGUGGGAUCGUGGACUGCCGGCACGAUAGGGCCCGUUACCGGAGGUCUUGGAUGGGUCACCAUGCCUUCGGAUGUCUCUCGUCUCGCCCCAGUAGGUGCUGUGGGUGAGCUGGUGAUUGAGGGCCCUGUCGUCACUCGAGGCUAUCUAAACGAUGCCGAACGCACGGCUGAUGCCUAUAUCAGUCCCCCUGGUUGGCUGAGCCAGAUCCGGGGAGAUAACCAAGCCGGUCGGCUGUAUCGCACCGGUGACCUAGUCCAGUACACAGAUGACGGAGGAAUCAGAUUUGUUGGCCGAAAAGACACCCAGAUCAAGUUGCGCGGCCAGCGCGUUGAGCUAUCCCAUGUCGAACACCAGGUGAGACUGUGCUUCCUACAGGCGGCCGAAAUCGUCGCAGAAGUUGUCAUGCGCAAGGGAAAUCCGACCUUGGUCGCGUUCAUCGCUCAAAUGGCACCUGACGACGAAGAGCCCGACGGCUCUGAGGGCGCCAACGAUGGCAAGAACAAGUUGUUUCUUAAACCCAGUACAUCGUUCCGGGCCCAGGUUCAGUCAGCUGUUACGCGCCUAAAAACAUUGUUGCCCGUGUAUCUGGUUCCUGGACUAUUCUUGCAUCUUGCUCGGGUGCCUCGAACAAGCAGUGAUAAAUUGGAUCGACGACGUCUCCGAGACCAGGCCGCCAGUCUGUCGAGCGAACAAAUUCAGGACCUCUCAACGCAGUCUGGAAGCUCAUCUGCGAUGUCGCAUCCACCGCAAACCGCGCGGGAACGCUUGUUUCAGCAGCUCUGGGGAGCAGUCCUUGACAUCCCCGUAGAUAGCAUCGGGGCCCGAGAUGACUUUUUCGAACUGGGCGGGGACUCCAUCAUGGCCAUGAAAUUAACUAGUCACCUGCGACAACAGGGACUCACCCUGAAUGUGUCUGAUAUCUUUGCCUGGCCGGUGCUUGCUGAGCAGGCUUCUGGUGCGAAGGAAUGCACGGAUCAAGCGUAUGUGGAAUCGUACCAUCCGGGGUCGUUGCUCGGGAUUGAUGAUCUUCAAAGCUUUGCUAUCCGUGAGUUGGACUGUUCCUUCCCGGGGUUGGAGAUCGAAGACAUCCUCCCUACCACCGAUUUCCAGCGUGGGUUCUUGGAGCACCAGGAAAUCUACUACCUGCAGCUUCACCUUCCGAUGGAAAUCAACGUGGCGCGCCUAGAGCAGGCUUGCCAUGCCAUAAUAGAACGGCAUCCCAUGCUCCGCUCUGUUUUCGUCCCCCAUGACCACAGCUAUUUGCAAAUUCAAUUCCGCCGUAUCCACUUUCGACUCACCCAAUUCCCUUGCGAUGAUGAUCUUGCAUCCGUUGUCGAGCGUCUCUCUGUGGAAAAUGCCGCGAGGGGGGUCGCCAAAGGGGUUCCAUACUUCCAAGCUUCUCUCAUCUCGCGAUCUCAGUCCGAGUCAGUUCUGCUGCUGCGUGCCAGUCAUGCCCAAUUCGAUGGAGAAUCCAUGCCCCUGAUAGUCCAGGACCUCAUUUCGGUGUAUGAGGGAACGGCGCUCGAAAAGGCGCCACCAUCAUUUGGGCUGUACUUGCGACAUCGCCAGUCGCAUGCCAAUCCGCAGACGUUCAAAUUCUGGCAGCAGUAUCUCCAGGGAGCUGCACUGACCUCCCUCCCUCUAUCCGGCUCGGACAGCGAUGAGAAGUUCACUUUCCGUCAAUAUAUUCCCCUUCCAACGCCACCUCGCGGAAUCACUCUGUCUUCCCUUGUCAAGGCUGCCUGGGCUGUGGUCUUAGCACAGGUCACAGGCCAACGAGACGUCGUCGUCAGUCACGUCCUAAACGGUCGUGACACACCUGUGGCCGGCGUCCACGCUAUUUCAGGCCCCUGCGUCACUGUCUCUCCUAUCCGCAUCACGAUCCCGUCGUCAGACCACGUGCUCGACCUCCUACGGCACGUUCAGGCUCAAUACACGCGCUCCUUGCCAUAUGCCGGGAUUGACUUCCAGGCCAUCCGUCAGCACUCGACUUCGUGGCCCGCGAAUACGGCUUUUAGCCACUUCCUGACCCAUCAGAACGGCGCCUCCUCCCUGAGUUUCAAAAUCCAGGGUCACGACUGCACGUUCAAUUCUCGCGUAAUGGGCGGUAAACCCGCGUUCCAUGUCGUGACGCUCCCUUUGCAGGAUCAGCUAAUUGUACAUCUGAGUAUUUCAGGUCGGUUGGGGUCUAUGGAAGAUAUGAAGAACUUGUCGAAUCGAUACUGCGCAGCUAUCACGGAUCUUGGCCGCGGAGUGUUCCCGUCAUUGUCGGAAUGAAUGUUCUUGUCAUGUUAGGACCUAGCGGGUAUAGACUCAUCCUAUGGGGACGACGCGACUGAAGCUAUUAUGACAUCUAAGUGAUUUGGUGUUCAGAGAUGAAG
This is a messenger RNA of Aspergillus steynii IBT 23096, 17831 nucleotides long. Its product is annotated as nonribosomal peptide synthetase. Gene Ontology annotation, biological process: secondary metabolite biosynthetic process; amino acid activation for nonribosomal peptide biosynthetic process. Gene Ontology annotation, molecular function: phosphopantetheine binding; catalytic activity. Bases 298 to 17727 code for a protein of 5809 amino acids. Lineage: Eukaryota; Fungi; Ascomycota; Eurotiomycetes; Eurotiales; Aspergillaceae. Gene Ontology annotation, cellular component: cytoplasm. The transcript has 3 exons. The record is from RefSeq and is a predicted model, not a curated record.